This is a messenger RNA of Geodia barretti, 2082 nucleotides long. The record is from the annotation of a GenBank genome assembly. Lineage: Eukaryota; Metazoa; Porifera; Demospongiae; Tetractinellida; Geodiidae.
AUGACUGUCGUAACAACCCCUGCCGAUCAGAUUCGAAACAUCGGCUUUAUCGCACACAUCGACGCCGGUAAGACCACGGUCACCGAGCGGGUGCUCUACCUCACCGGCCGCAUCCGCAAGGUUGGCGGCGUGGACGAGGGCACCACGGCCAUGGACUGGAUGCCGCAGGAGAAGGAACGGGGCAUCACCAUCACCGCGGCUGCCACCACGGCGUACUGGCGCGACCACCAGGUCAACAUUAUCGACACGCCCGGCCACGUGGACUUCACCGCCGAAGUGGAACGGAGCCUGCGGGUCCUGGACGGGGGCAUCGUGGUGCUGGACGCCGUCGCCGGUGUCCAACCACAGUCGGAAACGGUUUGGCGCCAGGCCGACACGUACAACGUGCCCCGUAUCUGCUUCGUCAACAAGAUGGACCGGGUGGGGGCGUCCUACGAGCGCACCAUCGAAUCCGUCCGACGUCGGCUGAAAGGCAACCCCGUUGCGGUACAGGUACCGAUCGGGGAAGAGGACGAAUUUCGCGGCGUGGUCGAUCUGAUUGAAGGCCAGGCCAUUAUGUAUUCGGACGGGCGCGACGACGUGGCCGACCCGCCGGAACUGAUGCCGGUGCCGCCGGAAUACGAACGGGCCUAUCAAGAUUACCGCCAGGAGAUGAUCGAGAAGAUCGUCGAGACGGACGAGGCCCUGCUCAUCAAGUACCUCGAGGGCGAGGACAUCUGCGCCGACGACCUGCGUUCCGCCCUGCGCUCCGCCACCAUCAACCGCCAACUGGUGCCGGUGUUGUGCGGCAGCGCGAUGCGGGGCAAGGGCGUCCACCCGCUGCUGGACGCGAUCAUCUGCUACCUGCCAUCGCCGCUGGACGUUCCGGCCGUGGAAGGUAAGGUGCCCGACACCGAGACCAUGGAAAUCCGCGAACCUUUGGACAGCGAGCCGCUGUCGGCCCUGGCCUUCAAGGUGGUGAUCGACCCCUACGUGGGGCGGCUGGUGUUCCUGCGGAUCUACUCCGGGAAGGUGGAAUCGGGGGCAGCCGUGCGCAACGUGACCCGGGGGAACCGGGAGCGCAUGGGCCGCCUGCUGCGGAUGCACGCCAACCACCGGGAGGAGUUGCCGGAAAUAACGGCCGGCAACAUCUGCGCGGCGGUGGGCCUGAAGGACACCUUCACCGGCGACACCAUCUGCACCGACCACAAGCCGGUGAUCCUGGAACCGCCACACUUCCCCGAGCCCGUGGUUUCGGUGGCCAUUGAGCCGGCCACCCGUGUAGACCAGGACAAGCUCGGCGAGGCGAUGCGGAAGUUGUCCGAAGAAGACCCGACCUUCGUGGUGCGGUUCAACGACGAAACCGGCCAGACCGUCAUCUCCGGCAUGGGCGAACUGCACCUGGAAGUGCUGGUGGACCGGAUGCGGCGGGAGUUCGACGUGGAGGCCCGCGUGGGCCAGCCCAGGGUCGCCUACCGUGAAACGAUCACCAAGGCCAUCCGGGUGGAGGGACGCUUUGUGCGCCAGACCGGAGGCCACGGCCAGUACGGGCACGUGUGGCUGCAGCUCGAGCCGCAGGAACGCGGCGCCGGCUUUGAGUUCGUUGACGGCACCUCCGGCGGUGUCAUCCCCCGAAAUUACAUCCCGGCCGUUAGCGCCGGCGUGAAGCAGGCGCUGGACAACGGCCCGUUGGCUGGCUAUCCCCUGGUGGACCUGAAGGUCACACUGGUGGACGGCAGCUACCACACGGUGGACUCGUCCGAAAUGGCCUUCCGUUCCGCAGGCAUGAUAGCGAUGCGGGACGGGACGCGCCGGGCGGCGCCGGUGUUGCAGGAACCCUUCUUCGAAAUGGAGAUCGUAACGCCGGGCGAGUAUCUCAGCGAAGUGCUGAGCGACCUGGGAGGACGCCGCACCCAGAUCCGCAGCAUCGAAGGUCAGGACGGCCUUCAGACCGUGAGCGCCAUGAUCCCCCUGGGAGAGACGUUCGCGUACACCACGGCGCUGCGGUCCCUGACCCGGGGACGCGCUUCGUACACCAUGGAGUUCCGGCACUACGAGCCGGUGCCGGAGAGCGUGGCCCGGACUCUGGUUACCAACCGGUAG